AUGUAUCGAUUUCUGUUAACAUUUCUCUUCGUGCAAAAGGCCCUCACAUCAUCAUGCGACGCAGAGCCCUUAGUUCUCCAACUUCAAGACGUCCAAGUCCUUCCAGAUGUCGCCAACUCAUUCAUGAAAGGGAUUCCGGCUAAAAUAGGGACACCGCCUCAGAAUCUUGAUCUGAAUAAUACAUGGAUAUACGCCGACCCAUUCUGCAAAGACUCAGGCAUCCCAAACGACGAAUCAUGCAAAGUCCGAAGAGGAGGAAUAUUCAACGAAGAGAAGUCCACGAGUUUCACAGGAGCGAGGGACAUCGUCAAAGCAGGUGGUGCACCAGACGAGACAUUCUUUAAAGGCGGGCAAUACGGAGUUCGGAACCUUGUUGAAAGCGCAAACGGCGCAGUCGACACUUUCAAUCUCGAAGGUUCCGCCGAUCUCGACGACUUUCCCUUUGGCAUACCGACGAGUAAAUGGGAUGAUACAUACAGCACUCUAAGUCCUCUUGGUCUAGGCAGUAAUUCAACGUAUCUCAACGCCUUGCGCAAAGCGGGAAAGAUUGGUUCGCGAGUAUGGUCCAUAUUCUGGGGUCGUAUGUGGAUCAAAGAACCUCUCGACGGAUUGAUGAUACUGGGCGGUUAUGACGAGAAGAAAGUUACUGGUGCUAAUUACACUGCGCCGCUUGUAUAUGGGGAUUUUGAUGGCUCGGAUGGGUGCUGGACUGGCAUGAAGGUGACUUUGACUGAUAUCCAGAUCAAUUAUCUCGGUGGAACGAAUGUCAGCAUCUUUCCCAAGGGGACAACGCUGCAGUGCUGUAUCGAUCCGGCGAAUCAUUUGCUUUUUGAAGCACCGACGCCGUAUAUACGAAAUUUUGAGUCUAUCAGCGGUUUGAAGACGAAUUACUCGUCUAGUGGACUGCACUGGAACGCUCUUCAGACAGGCCUGGAUAAGCAGUUCCUGGCAGACCUGACCUUUCAUCUCGACUCCGGCCUCAAGAUCCGCGUCCCAAACAACCAAUACAUGAUUCCCACCGUCGACAUCGCCUCCAACGGCUCACGAACAACCGAUACCUCCAAACGCGACAUUCUCAUAACAGACAUUGAAGACGAACCGCCCAUCCUCGGCAGAUAUUUCCUCACAGCGGCCUAUCUCAUGGUCAAUCACGAUGCUGGGACUUUUACGCUCUGGCAAGCCAAUGCUACUCGAGAAAGAAGCCCCGUGAGAGUAUUCGAUGAAGAGAUAGGAGAGAAGUGUGAGAACACUACGGGGGUUAUACAGCCCUCUGCAUCUGAGAGUUCAAGAACAGAUAAAGGGGUUGGUUCGAAUUCGGGCUCACCCUCUGGUGCGAUAAUCGGCGGCGCCAUUGUUGACGGAAACGAAAAUCUGGCAAAUACAUACUACUUUUAUCCUGCUCACGAGGAGCUACAGAGAGCGGAUAUAUACGAGAUGGAUGGGAACACAGGAGCCGACGACGAAUCCUACAUGAAAGCUGGAAUUCAGAAGUGA
Molecule: messenger RNA, 1494 nt
Organism: Fusarium proliferatum ET1
Lineage: Eukaryota; Fungi; Ascomycota; Sordariomycetes; Hypocreales; Nectriaceae
Exons: 5
Coding region: 1-1494 (497 amino acids)
Source: RefSeq, a predicted model, not a curated record